CCUUACAAGUAAACACACAAAAAAAAUCGUGAGGAAAGCGCUCGCGCCCGCCGCCGUAACGGCCGUGGAUGCAGGGAACGGUCGACGGAAACGUGAAAACGGCCGUUAAUUUUCCGUUUUCCUCCGUGUUUUUUUUUUCCAGACGGCCCGUGGGGGCUCCGGAGCCAGCCGUGGCGAUGAGGGGAGAGGCGGAAGUGAAGUCACUUGACAGACCGUCCAUGUUAUUAUUGUUAUUUUGGUUGGCCCUGUGAUGAGACGGGCUGGGGAGCCGUUGCUCUCCGAGACAGCCGCGUUUCCGACACCGCAGGCCGCCGCGGACCGACACCGACACCGCCCUCGCCACCGCCUCCCCGCCGACCCGGACCCGGAGACCGGAGCCUCGCUGGCGGCUGGGGGCAGGAGGAGGAGGAGGAGGGGGAGGAGGGCGUGAAGAGCCCCGCUAUACGGCUCAGCUCCGACCGAAAAAUCACCGAAAAAAUUCAAAAAUAAAACGGCGACAGAAGCGAUAACGGCUGUCUCGUCCAACGGCUCUGGCACGCGCACGCCGCCGCAGACAUGAACGGGAUCACCAAGGGCCGGUUCGAGGUGUUCUCAAACAGUGAUGAGGCCCCCAUCAACAAGAAGCUCCCCAAAGAGCUUCUUCUCAGAAUAUUCUCCUAUCUAGACGUGGUCACACUCUGCAGGUGUGCACAGGUAUCCAAGGCGUGGAACGUCCUGGCCCUAGAUGGCAGCAACUGGCAGAAGAUCGACCUGUUCAACUUCCAGACAGACAUAGAGGGGCGCGUGGUGGAGAACAUUUCAAAGCGAUGUGGCGGCUUCCUGAGGCAGCUCAGCCUCCGGGGCUGCCUGAGCGUCGGAGACGCCUCCAUGAAGACGUUUGCUCAGAACUGCAGAAACAUUGAAAUGUUGAACCUGAACGGCUGCACAAAGAUCACCGACAGCACCUGCCUCAGUCUCAGCAAGUUUUGCUCCAAGCUCAAACACUUAGAUCUCACCUCCUGUGUGUCCGUCAGCAACCACUCCCUCAAAGCCCUCAGUGAUGGCUGCAGAAUGCUGGAGACGUUGAACCUGUCGUGGUGUGACCAGAUCACGCGCGAUGGCAUCGAGGCCCUCGCCAGAGGCUGCAGCUGUUUACGAGCACUGUUUCUCAGAGGCUGCACACAGCUGGAGGACGGAGCUCUGAAGCAACUACAGAAACACUGCCCUGAACUCACCACCAUCAACAUGCAGUCCUGCACACAAAUAACAGACGAUGGCCUGGUCAGUUUGUGCCGAGGAUGCCACAAGCUGCAGGUCCUCUGCGUGUCCGGCUGCAGUAACAUCACCGAUGCCUCUCUCACUGCACUGGGACUCAACUGUCCCAGACUGAAGAUCCUUGAAGCUGCACGAUGCUCCCAUGUCACAGAUGCUGGGUUCACUGUGCUCGCCAGAAAUUGCCAUGAGCUUGAAAAAAUGGACUUAGAAGAAUGUAUUUUGGUGACAGAUAACACCUUGGUUCAGCUGUCAAUCCACUGCCCACGUCUGCAAGCACUGUCCCUGUCCCACUGUGAGCUGAUCACGGACGAUGGCAUCAGGGCUCUGAGCAGCAGCACCUGUGGGCAGGAGCGCCUCACGGUGGUGGAGCUGGACAACUGCCCCCUCAUCACCGACGUGACCCUGGAGCACCUGAAGAGCUGCCACCGUCUGGAGCGCAUCGAGCUCUACGACUGUCAGCAGGUCACCAGAGCUGGAAUCAAGCGCAUCAGGGCCCACCUUCCUGAAAUCAAGGUCCACGCCUACUUUGCCCCGGUGACCCCCCCCCCUUCCGUACACGGAGGCGGCCAGCGUCUGUGCCGCUGCUGCAUCAUCCUCUGACAGUGGAGAGCCAGGGGGGGCCACCUCUGUCUGCAGGUCCUGCUGCUCUGAGGGGGGG
Menidia menidia (Atlantic silverside) is the source of this 1912-nucleotide messenger RNA. NCBI's taxonomy places the organism in Eukaryota, Metazoa, Chordata, Actinopteri, Atheriniformes, Atherinopsidae. The record is from the annotation of a GenBank genome assembly.